This is a messenger RNA of Trichosurus vulpecula (common brushtail), 2834 nucleotides long. RefSeq names its product CCR4-NOT transcription complex subunit 8 (gene CNOT8). Gene Ontology annotation, molecular function: nucleic acid binding; poly(A)-specific ribonuclease activity. Gene Ontology annotation, cellular component: P-body; CCR4-NOT complex; CCR4-NOT core complex. NCBI's taxonomy places the organism in Eukaryota, Metazoa, Chordata, Mammalia, Diprotodontia, Phalangeridae. The transcript is spliced from 7 exons. The coding region runs from base 658 to 1536 and encodes 292 amino acids. The record is from RefSeq and is a predicted model, not a curated record.
AGAGCCACGCCCCUUUCUGUCCUCGAGCCGGACGCCAACGCCGGCAGGGAAGAGCUCCGUUGGGGUGUGGAGGGGAUUAUGACGUAUCUCCGGCCCUCGCCGCGCUUCUUCCCUGAAGAGGCGUAGGGCCGCGUCGUCCGCCGGCGUGCUCAAAUGCUUACCCCUCCCACUCCACGCCCCCUCUCCUUACUCGCCAUAAGUCCCGCGCGCCGGCUUCGUGGCCCUGCGCCUGCGCACGCCUCCCUCGGAAAGCAGGGGCUCUGCGACCCCGCUAGAGGUCGCUGGGGCGCGCAAGGGGGCGGAGCUGGCAUGACUGAUCAGGCGCUCUGGCGUCCAGGUGACGCAGAAGGGAGCUGGGAGUAGGCGAGGUCGGACGACUGGGCUGGCUAGAGUUGCCCGGUCGAGGAAGGGUGUGUGGGUGGUGCAUAAGGUCCCGGGCCUCUCUGGGCCGAGGGCCCUCUCUCGCUGUUGCGCUCGGCGCUAGGAGCAGAUCCGGGGCAACGGCUGUGGGCGGGAGGAAGGAGCCGGUUCCGGGGCAGCCUCCUCCUCCUCCUCCGCCUCCGCCUCCGCCUCCUCCUUCGCCGCCGCCCCCCGGAGAAUCUGUCCGCCUGCCUGGCCACCCGUACGCCCGCCCGCUGCGGGCCCAGCAGGCCCAGGAUGCCUGCAGCACUUGCGGAGAACAGCCAGGUUAUCUGUGAAGUCUGGGCCAGCAACCUAGAAGAAGAGAUGAGGAAGAUCCGAGAAAUUGUGCUCAGUUACAGUUACAUUGCUAUGGACACAGAAUUUCCAGGUGUUGUAGUGAGACCAAUUGGGGAAUUUCGAAGCUCCAUAGACUACCAGUAUCAGCUUCUUCGGUGUAAUGUUGACCUCCUUAAAAUUAUACAGCUGGGCCUUACAUUCACAAAUGAGAAAGGAGAAUAUCCUUCCGGAAUCAACACCUGGCAGUUCAACUUCAAAUUCAACCUUACAGAGGACAUGUAUUCCCAGGACUCCAUAGAUCUCCUUGCUAACUCAGGGUUACAGUUCCAGAAGCAUGAAGAGGAAGGUAUUGACACUUUGCACUUUGCGGAACUGCUCAUGACCUCAGGAGUAGUUCUCUGCGACAACGUCAAAUGGCUUUCAUUUCAUAGUGGUUAUGAUUUUGGCUACAUGGUAAAGCUGCUAACUGACUCCCGAUUACCAGAAGAAGAGCAUGAAUUCUUCCAUAUUUUGAACCUCUUCUUCCCAUCUAUCUAUGAUGUGAAAUACUUGAUGAAGAGUUGCAAAAACCUUAAGGGAGGUCUUCAGGAAGUUGCUGAUCAGCUGGAUUUGCAACGAAUUGGCAGGCAACAUCAGGCAGGCUCAGACUCACUGCUCACUGGAAUGGCAUUCUUCAGGAUGAAAGAGUUAUUUUUUGAGGACAGUAUUGAUGAUGCGAAGUACUGUGGACGGCUCUACGGCCUUGGCACAGGAGUGGCACAGAAACAGAAUGAGGACGUGGACUCCGCUCAGGAAAAAAUGAGCAUACUGGCUAUCGUUAAUAACAUGCAACAGUGAUAAGAGGGACAGGGUACGGCUCUGCAGGAUGGGCCUAAUUCAGUACUGGUGCUUGCUGUCCUGACUGGUCUCUGUAUGUGUAUAUCUCUCUCCUUUCCCAACAGAAAGACCUUCUAUUGAGUGAACUGUUCCUACAGUCUGAAUUGAGCAGAAAGACUUUUGUUUUACUGAAGACAAGUGAUGUCUUCAUUUUAGAUCAGAUGAAAGAAGUUCACUCUGAAUUUGUAAACAAGUCUUCCCCCAAUCCUCAUCCCCAAUCCUUUCCUUUCCAGUUGCCAUCUACCAUCGGCACAUAUGGCUCACUGGACACCUUUUUAAUAUCAGGGACAAGUCAGAAACAAACAAGUAAAAUGUGUAUAACUCUUACCUGUUGUCACUCUUUUCAUUUUAAAAUUUGUUGCUAAUCUCUGAGAAUGAAGACCUGUAGAUACUCUGACGCUCAGCUGAGUUGGGAGCUGCCAAUGAAAACAGGACAAAACGGUGUACUUGUGGACUGGCUUGUAAAUGUGUAGUUUUUAAAAUUCCGCUUUCUCACUGCUAGAAUGGAAAGUUUCUCUUCUUAAAAGUAAAAAAUUCAACUACUGGUCUACCCUUCAGUUAUAGCACUCUCCAGAGCUCAGGAUCUGGCCAUUCAGAUGUCUUAAGUGCAUUGUUCCAUCAUGAUACAGAUUUGCUGUAUCUGAUGUGCUGCUUCUGAAUUCUUUUUCGGUAUUAACUUUGAUAAAACAUCUGGGACUUAGAUGGAGAGAAAAGCCUCCCAAUUUCUAUUUCCUAAACAGUAACUUUGUACCAGCAGUUUUCCAAUUCAGGAAAAUAAUGUCAGAUGGGCAUUUGGGAUUCUACCACUUCUCUUCCUCUUCGUUCUCCCUUAUUUUUCCUUUCAGCGAGUCUGAGGAUAAGGUGAGGAAGUAGAUUAAUGUGAGUAGUAAGAAGGGCAGCAAAGGAUUCAGUUUUUGUUGAUAGAAUUCUCUUGAAAGUAGUAUUCCCACAUCUGGGAUAUAAAGCUCAGGACAAUUAUUUUUCUUUUUGUUUUAAAAUCUAGUCAUUCAAGAAUUGUUUUCUCUUUCUUGAAUGACUACAGUGUGGACUCUUUUUUGAAGAUCAAAAUUCCUGUUGUACUGGAAAGAAGGAAACUGGUUACUCACUGAAGUAGAUAGAUAAGCCUUGAAUUUUAACAAGCUUAUGUUAGAUUCAAUUUGUGGUCCUUUAAGCAUGUCUCAGGUAUUAUAAGCUGGUAUUUAAAAUGAUUGUAAAUAUUUGUUUUUAAUUUUGUAAAAUAAAGCCUUUUUUAACCACUA